AUGUACAACAUGUACGGACUCGACAUGUACCUGACUAAUGCAUGGUCCUUACAUGGGUGCAAUAAUAUCUCCCCUGCUAAAACUUGCCUCAUAUUUAGCAGCUGUGCGCAGUUGACAGUUAGCGACCGGCCUUUGAAUGCUGCCGACAGUAAUGGUACUGCUCUGUAUGAAUCAUGCCUGCGGGCGCUAUCGGCCAGCCAGCUUCUGGAGCACAUGUCUAGAAGUCUGUUGCGGAUCCUGCAAGCGGCCAGUGAUGCAUCUACGCGCGGUCAGCUGGCGGGGAGCCAAGCGAGCAACAUUCGGAUGGGGGUGAUGGAGACGUGCGGGUGCAUUGUGAGCGCCUUACACGGGAUUGCGGGAAAGCAAGGCCUCCUGGACCAGUGCUGGGCCGCGACGGAGGGGGAGCGGACGUUAUCAAAAACCGGUUCACAGGACAACGAGACAACCCCGACAGGCGAGGACCUUGCAGCAAGGUUGUUGUCGCUAGCGCGCGCUGUCCUCUCCGGGACAUGUCUUCAGUUCCUUUUGGGUCGAGAGGUGGUGGCGGCCAGGUUGAGGCUGACGGGAGGCGCAGGACCCCGCUUUGGUCUGCCGGACUCCAUGCUGCCAGAGCUCCUUGACCUGGUGAAUGGUCCGCACGUCGUGAAGGCCCUAAAGGACCGGCUGCUCUCCCGCAUUGGCGCGGCGGCGCUCGUGUGGCAAUUGGUCCUCCCCGCGAUGCCUCCGCAGCGGGAGGGGCAGCAGCAGCCGGCGGCGGCGGCGGCGGCUCCGAAACCGGAGACAACUCCAGUUCUCCUGUACAGCCCGGUCAACAUUUUCGACAUGGUGCUGGAGGCUCUGGCGUGUGUGGUGGACCCCUUCACGUCGGUGGAGCACCUGCCGGGGGGCAGUCAGCUCACGCUUGUGGAACCAGCCAUGCUGCUGCAAAAUAAUCAGCUUUUAGUAGAGAUUGUUCCUGAUAUAAAAGUUUUGUCACGCCUGUUGCUGACCGUGAACCACGCCGACAUCGAGUUGCCCGGUGGCGUUGGGGCAUCUCGCUGCGCGUUUAACCUCCGCUGCGCGCUCGAAGCGGGUCUUGUGCCGACAAUCGAACAGCUGUUGCGAGGCUGGGGCAGGGCCGCCGGCUCCGUCAGCAGGGGAGAGACGUCGUGCCUUUGCACAGUCAACCAUUUGCUCCGAUGGCCGUGCGUAUGGACGGCCGUGCUGACCCAUGGGUCAGUGAGGCAAGUGGCGUCGUUGAUCGUCACGCUACGCCGGCUGGGAGAAGUAUUCAAGGAGAGGGGCUUCGCGGCCAUGUCCCAAUCGCGCACUAACGAGCCUAACGAGCAUCAGGACGCUGAGGUGGUGAUCACUGCUUACAUGGCCGCGCUGCUGGAGCAACAGGCCGACGUGUUGCUGCAGCCCAGAGGCGCUGCGGAUCGAAGACUGCCGUUGAACGUGGCGCUCGAGUCCGGCGAUUUGCCCGUCGAGGCAGUCGACCGGCUGGGGGCCCGGCCGCCAGCUGGCACCAGAGAAGCCACGCAGCAACAGGCCCUUGCCAUCUUCGCCGUUUCGCAAUGGCUGCCGAACGCUGUGUGGCUGGCCCGCGUCGUUGACACUUGGUUCUCUGUGGCCAUGGGCAAGGCGGUGCUGCGCUGGGUGUUGGCGGCGGCGCUGCAGUGCCUGAUGGCGCGGAUGCGCAGCGAGGCGGAGUGGUUAGAUCGCCCGGGGCAGCAAGCGCCUUCCGCUGAAGGGGGCCAGCAAGCGCCUUCCGCUGAAGGGUGCCAGCAAGCGCCUUCCGCUGAAGGGGGGCAGCAAGCGCCUUCCGCUGAAGGGGGGCAGCAAGCGCCUUCCGCUGAAGGGGGGCAGCAAGCGCCUUCCACAGACGCAGCCGGUGGUGGUGGCGGCGAGGCGAGCCCGAACGGCAGCGGGGGGCCCUGCGGUUCCGGUGCGGUCGCUUACGCGGCAUGGGUCACCUUUUUAAUGAUUGGGGUGGACAUGCUGGCCUGGAUCAACAAGUACUUUGCUCAGCUCAAGGAGUUGGAACGGAGUGGGGAGCCUCCUCGAGGACCGAGCGAACAGGACGAGCCAAGGGACCAUGCAGCAGGGCCGGAUGUGGGGGCUGGUGGGGUUGGGGAUUGCGAGCGCUUCACCGGGCUUGAACCCAGGGUACUGUUGCCCACAGUGCUCGACAUUUUGGAGGUGCUUGUGUUGGCAGUGCCCCGCAGCGUGCGGCAGUGCGUCACCAAACCGAACAGCGACACGCGGGCGGACGCGGCUGCAGGGCCCCCAGCGGCUGCAGGGCCCCCAGCGGCUGCUGUUUCUGAACCCACCCAGCUCAGCCCAGCACCUACAGAGGCAGCUUCCCUUUCCUCGUCCUCCAGUAUCGGGCGCCCUAAGCUGGACAGGGAUAUACUGCUGGAUGACUGGCUUCGAAAGAAGUUGCAAGAUAAAGGUCGCCACAAUUUGCUGUCGGUGCUGGACGCCUGGGGGAGUGAGGACAGCCGUGGCGACAAUGGCGGUGAGGUCGGUGCAGUAGGACACGGACACGGAACCGCAGCACUGGGCUUGGUUCCCCAGGAGUUCACCCCUGAGCUGGCGGCCUUGGCGGCGGAGGUGUCGAAGAAGCACAGCAUAGCGCAUCUGCCGGACCUGCCGUCCCCCUACGCUGCGGCUGAGGUGGUGGAGAGUGAGGGCAUCAAGCUGUGCGCCAACCCGGCUUGCAUGAACCUCGAGGAGCGCAGUGAGGCGGAGUUGUCCGGACGCAAGACGUGUCGGUUCUGCAAAUCCGCGUACUACUGCAGCAGCCAGUGCCAGCUCGAACACUGGAACAGCCAUCAUAACGUGGAGUGCCGGGGUCGCGGGCAGCGGCGAUGA
Volvox carteri f. nagariensis is the source of this 2856-nucleotide messenger RNA. RefSeq lists its product as uncharacterized. The transcript has 5 exons. Gene Ontology annotation, molecular function: kinase activity. NCBI's taxonomy places the organism in Eukaryota, Viridiplantae, Chlorophyta, Chlorophyceae, Chlamydomonadales, Volvocaceae. The coding region runs from base 1 to 2856 and encodes 951 amino acids. The record is from RefSeq and is a predicted model, not a curated record.